Messenger RNA from Arachis stenosperma, 393 nucleotides. Its product is annotated as ATP-dependent 6-phosphofructokinase 2-like. The record is from RefSeq and is a predicted model, not a curated record. The transcript has a single exon. NCBI's taxonomy places the organism in Eukaryota, Viridiplantae, Streptophyta, Magnoliopsida, Fabales, Fabaceae. Gene Ontology annotation, cellular component: cytoplasm. Gene Ontology annotation, biological process: fructose 6-phosphate metabolic process; glycolytic process. Gene Ontology annotation, molecular function: 6-phosphofructokinase activity. The coding region runs from base 1 to 393 and encodes 130 amino acids.
AUGCGAGGAGCUGUGAAGAUAUUUGAUGAAAUUAGACGUCGCAAACUGAAUGUUGCAGUUGUUGGAAUUCCUAAGACCGUGGAUAAUGAUGUGGGAAUAAUUGACAGAUCUUUUGGAUUCCAAACAGCAGUUGAAAUGGCUCAGCAAGCAAUAAGUGCCGCUCAUGUAGAGGCUGUGAGUGCGGUUAACGGGAUAGGCCUGGUAAAGCUGAUGGGUCGAAGUACAGGGCACAUAGCUUUAUAUGCAACACUUAGCAGCCGUGAUGUCGAUUGCUGCCUAAUUCCUGAGAUAGACUUUUUCUUGGAAGGAAAAGGAGGACUUUUCGAAUUUCUCGACAAGCGACUGAAGGCAAACGGGCAUGCGGUGCUUGUGGUUGCUGAGGGUGCUGGCUAG